CCCAGGCAGCAGAAGAGAUAGAAGCUAAAAGGUUUUCCCCUCCAGCUCUGCCCCCUCUGGCUCUCCUGUCCCAGCUUCAUGAUGCAGCUCAGUGAUAUCCCGGCCACGUCUCUAGACAAGUUCAUCGAAGACCACCUCCUGCCAGACGAGGAUUUCCACACACAAGUCAAUGAAGCCAUCCACAUCAUCUGCAGUUUCCUGAAGGAGAGGUGUUUCCGAAGGGCCCCCCACCCUGUUCGGGUGUCCAAAGUUGUGAAGGGUGGCUCCUCAGGCAAAGGCACGACCCUCAGGGGCCGAUCGGAUGCUGACCUCGUCGUCUUCCUCACCAAUCUUAAAAGUUUUCAGGAACAACUUCAGCGCCGAGGAGAAUUCAUCAAGGAAAUUAGGAGACAGCUGGAAGCCUGUCAAAGGGAGGAAACAUUUGAAGUGAAGUUUGAGGUCCAGAAACAGCAAUGGGAGAAUCCCCGUGCUCUCAGCUUCGUGCUUAGAUCCCCUCGGCUCCGCGAGUGGGUGGAGUUCGAUGUCCUGCCCGCUUAUGAUGCCCUGGGUCAGUUGACCAAAGGCUACAGACCUGACCCUAAAGUCUACGUCCAGCUUAUCCAAGAGUGCGAGUCCCUGGGGAGAGAGGGCGAGUUCUCCCCCUGCUUCACGGAGCUGCAGCGAGCCUUCCUGAAGGAGCGUCCAACCAAGCUGAAGAGCCUCAUCCGCCUUGUGAAGCACUGGUACCAAAUGUGUAAGGAGAAGCUUGGGAAGCCACUGCCCCCACAAUAUGCCCUGGAGCUUCUGACAGUCUAUGCUUGGGAGCAAGGAAGCAUGGAAACAAGAUUCAGCACAGCUCAGGGAUUUCAAACUGUCUUGGAGUUAGUCCUGAAGCACCAGCAUCUCUGCAUCUACUGGACAGAGUAUUACAACUUUGAAAACCCUAUUAUUGGACAAUACCUGAGAAGGCAACUUGCAAAACCCAGGCCUGUGAUUCUGGACCCGGCUGACCCUACAGGAAACGUUGGUGGUGGAGACCCAUAUAGCUGGCAGCGGCUGGCACAAGAGGCUAGAGCCUGGCUGAGUUACCCAUGCUUUAAGAAAUGGGACAGGUCUCCAGUAGGCUCCUGGGAUGUGCCCCAAGACCAUAGUGACCAGACGUACGAGGCCUAUGGUUUUAGACAGCACUAUGGAACCUCUCCGAGACUCACACUCCAGAACGGGGUCCCUCCCCAGGUGGAAGAGAAUUGGACAUGUGCCAUCCUCUGAACGCCAGAAUCUCUUAAAGAUAGCAUUUUCCCACAGCUCCCUCCCCACCAGAGCCUGUUCUCCGACAAUAUCCUCCAAGAGACAGCAGGAGAGACUCAGACAAAAGAGAGGAACCCCAGUCUUCACACUCUUCCCUGUACCUGGUGGGAGGGUUGUGGUCCAAUUUAUUGUCAAUAACAACAAAAAUAGUAGCAAAUACCAUUUGUUGGGUGUUAAUUAACCACAAGGCACAGAGCCAAGAAGCAUAUCUGCAUAUUAUAUGUGUGUGUGUAUGUGUGUGUGUGUAUUCGUUGAUUCAACUUAAAAUAUUAAUUGAGCACCUGCUACGUGCCAAGCAUCGUUCUGGGCACUGGAACAUAGCAAUGAGCAAAGCAGACAAAAAUCCCUGCCUCAUGGAGCUGACAUUUUGUGGAAUAUUCUACUGUUGGAUAGGCUAGGAUCCUUCCAAUUUUCAAUUACAGGUAAUCCUGAGACAAACAUCUUUGGUUCAUCCUUUGUCCACAUCUCUGAUUAUUUAUCCAGGAAAAGUUUUAGAACUGCCCUGUGUAAUACAGUAGUCACUAUUGAGCACUUGAAAUGUAGCUAGACCCAAUCGAGAUGUGCUUAUCUUUAUACUUUUUUGAAUUUUCAGGUUUUAUUCAUUUUUGGCCAUAAGUUUGU
This is a messenger RNA of Physeter macrocephalus (sperm whale), 1908 nucleotides long. It is a transcript of the gene OAS1, whose product is annotated as 2'-5'-oligoadenylate synthetase 1. Gene Ontology annotation, biological process: defense response to virus; regulation of ribonuclease activity; negative regulation of viral genome replication. The transcript has 7 exons. Gene Ontology annotation, molecular function: double-stranded RNA binding; 2'-5'-oligoadenylate synthetase activity. Gene Ontology annotation, cellular component: cytosol; nucleoplasm; membrane. The record is from RefSeq and is a predicted model, not a curated record. Lineage: Eukaryota; Metazoa; Chordata; Mammalia; Artiodactyla; Physeteridae. The coding region runs from base 79 to 1248 and encodes 389 amino acids.